AUGGAGGAGCGGGUUCCACCUACCGGUGGUAGUAGCAGCGGCGGUGACCACCCAAAUGAGCCACCCAACCACCACCACCACCCACACCCUUCCUUUGAAUACAAAACACAACCUAUAACAUUUACAUCAGAGCAAGAAAAUGAUUUGAGUAUUUACGUGGUACAAAUUCCCAAAGAUCAAAUUUAUCGCGUUCCACCCCCCGAAAAUGCUAAGAUCGUAGAACAUCAUCUCAAUAGCCCGACUGCAAUGGGGAAGAGAUCGGUUUGCAAUCGUGUUUUGUGGAUUAUUAUGAUCUUGGUUAUCAUUGGUGUUGUAAUCACCAUAACCCUAGUGAUAUUACACCAAGUUUAUCGCCCUAAACCGGCUGCUUUCUCCAUUGUGAACGUGCAUGCUACGAACAAAUCACGAAUUGGGUACGACAUUUCUUUGAAAGCAAGAAACCCUAAUGAAGAAAUUAAAAUCAACUUUGCAAGUAGUGGUGGUGGUGUCUCGCUAUUUUUCAAGACAAAACAGCUUGCCAUGGGCGACUUUCCGAAAUUGCAACUAGAAGGAAGUGAUUCAAACACUGUUCUUUUAAACCUAGCCGGAUCGAAUGGAGCGGUACCUCAAGAGAUUGACCAGAGUAUCAAUGACAAAAAAAUCGAUCAUCAAGUGUCACUAAGUCUUAAAAUGAAACUUAACGCAGAUAUGAAUUUAGGGUUCUUAAAUCUUUGGAGCAAUGACAUGAAUGUGGAUUGCGAAUUCAAAGUUAACGCAUUGAGGGGCGCAGAAUUUAUUGAGAUUUAUGAUUAG
Messenger RNA from Pistacia vera, 792 nucleotides. RefSeq names its product NDR1/HIN1-like protein 13. Bases 1 to 792 code for a protein of 263 amino acids. The record is from RefSeq and is a predicted model, not a curated record. Gene Ontology annotation, cellular component: plasma membrane. The transcript is spliced from 2 exons. NCBI's taxonomy places the organism in Eukaryota, Viridiplantae, Streptophyta, Magnoliopsida, Sapindales, Anacardiaceae.